This is a messenger RNA of Meira miltonrushii, 2914 nucleotides long. RefSeq names its product P-loop containing nucleoside triphosphate hydrolase protein. Gene Ontology annotation, molecular function: 5'-3' DNA helicase activity. Bases 1 to 2787 code for a protein of 928 amino acids. The record is from RefSeq and is a predicted model, not a curated record. The transcript has a single exon. Lineage: Eukaryota; Fungi; Basidiomycota; Exobasidiomycetes; Exobasidiales; Brachybasidiaceae.
AUGUCAAAAAUCACCAGAAAGGCCUACUUUGUAACUUUGUUUGAACGCAAUGAUUCCAACAAGCCUCAAUUCGCUAUCGAACAUCUAAAAUGGCUGUUACAAGAAACGGUAGAAAAGUACGAUUCAGGUAUCACUGACGCGGCAAGAUUCGUACCGAUUGGUAUUCAAGUUUAUUUGUUACCUUUUUCUGAUGAACCGCAAACGAUCAUACUUUCACAUGGUAAGCGAAACUUGUUUAUCACUGUGCUAGAAGACGAACGUGAAACAUAUCUCGAUGAGCAAGAAAGCAAGUCUUUACCAAGCUGGAAGGUUCUGUGUUCAUUGUUGUCAUGCACAGCAGGCAAUGCAUCAUGGUCAUUGCAGCACCUUAAGAUCCGUUUGACAAGUCUAUCUGCAAGCGAGUUCACAUACUUGCUUGCUAGCAAAUUUGAUACCCCUGUCAGCAUGCUAGACCUAGAUCUCAUUGCAGACAUGACUAUUAUCAAGUAUAAAUCAUACCUUUAUCCAUUUAUUUUAGGUGAGGAGCUUUUAGGAGAUCAAAAGAUGGCAAAAAUCUCAUCAACAAGUGCUGCCGAAGUCACUAUCGAGAAUGUAGAAGUAACGGAAACAAUUGUAAAUUACUUAGGUCAUUUGAAACUAGCAAUAGCUGCAUACGAAGCUUCCCGCCACGUUUAUCUUGUCUAUUCUAAUUUAUCUAUGGAAAAAGCAUUUCUCAACACCGAAAUUAUUCAACCAAGACUUUUGGCUUACUUGGCAGAGUUCAAUAGUGUGGAAAUACUUUUAUGCCUGGCAAAAGAUACGCUAGAAGAUGUCACUUUACAGCUUGAUGCAACUCGAGCGCAUUCGGAUGAUUUCAGAAGCGAUGGUGUAUCUUAUACGCUUUCCAAUAGCGGACAUACGAUCACCGUUCAAAAUAUGCGUUAUCGUGAUCAAUUGAUGUUCAGUCAACGUCAAAGUUUACAAAUAAAAUUUACCCAUCGAGGCAAAGCAUACAAAUGUCGUGCAUAUGUGUUGUAUGCUAAAGGUAAAACAACAACGAUCAAAUUGGUAGGAGAGGAUGCUCAUAAGUUUACUCUUGGUCAACCUCCGAUCAUCACUGAAGUCUUAUGUCUAGGACGAGAGGAUUAUUCAAUCUCGGAGGUUCAAGGUAUCAUCUGGCGUAGAGAUUUAUUGAACUCUGUCAAAGCUUUUAGCAAGUUAGGUGAUGCAAUUCUGUUAAAUCCUCUCCUGUUCGGCGACACUCUCACGGUAAAAGAAAGCUGUCCGGACGAAAGUACGGUGAAAGUAUUCGAAUAUAUGGCAAUGGAUGACUAUAAUGUGAUCAAAGAUCGUCAAGAUGAACAAAGCUUGAACGCUUCUCAAGUCAAAGCUGCUAUGGCGAUUCUUUCACCAUUAAAGAAGUGUACUUUUACGCCGGGCAACAUUUUUGAAAGCAAGACAUACGAAGCUGGUGACCGUCUUGUUGAGAUCCAUGGGCCACCAGGCACAGGAAAAACGAGUUUGAUUAGUGCAUGCUGUCAACAAUUCAUUGCAAGCCUUGUUGGGGGCUUUUCUCUUGGAAAGAGUAACACAAUUUAUGCUGUUUGUCAAUCAAAUGUGGCAGUCAAGAAUAUCGCUUUGUCCUUGAGCAAAAAGAAUGUCAAGUACAAAAUCAUCGUUUGUGAUCGUUUCCAGGUAUGGCAUCAAGAUUUGUACAAGGAUAUCUCUGAAAAUCUGAUCAUUUCUGAUCGUUUGGGAAAGAAUGGAUCAUUUGCCAACCUUUUUCGAGAUUGCAACGUAAUUCUUUCAACGAUGGCCUUCCUGUCCAGCCCACGUAUUGCGGAAAUCAAUAAGAUUCGUCCAAUGAGUUUAUUGAUGGUCGAUGAAGCUUCACAAAUUCAUCUUCGCCAUUAUCCUCAUCUGUUGAGCUAUUUCGGCAAAACACUUGGCAGGGUUGUAUUCUUGGGAGAUGAUAAGCAAUUGGCUCCUUUCAAUGCAGAAGAGGUAGCGCAGGCCGGAACAAGUGUGUUUGAAUUACCACAUCUCCGUGAGAAGGCAUUGUUGCUCGACACAACUUACCGUCUUCCGGUACCUCAAACUGAAUUCAUUUCGCAAAUGAUAUAUGAUGGCGAAUUGAAAUCUGGACCGGAAAAUUUCGAUCCAAAAGCAGGCAUCGUUGGUUGCGUUUCUUUCAUCGAUGUUCACAGCGGAAAAGAAAAGAUGCGUGAAAGCAAAUCAAAAUACAACAAGUCAGAAGUUGAAGUAAUUGUUCAAUUGGUCCAAGCGUAUGUGCGUCGUGGUUUGAAGCUUUCAAAUUUGAAAAUCUUGACUCCCUAUGAUGCACAAAGAAUGCUUUUGGAGAAGGAAUUGAUGAGAAAAGGGUUAUGUGCAAAUGCUGAUAUGGUUUUCACCGUUGAUUCAUUUCAAGGCCAUGAGUCCGAGUAUAUCAUCCUUAGCUUGGUUCGCGAUGGUCACAAAACAGAAGAAAAGAUGAACAACGGCGGCAAAAAAAGAUUCAAACGUAAGAAUGGCCGAGAAGAAGAUGAUAAAUCAAACCCUCUUCAUCGUUUCCAUUUGGGUUUCCUUAACAACGAUCGUCGUACGAACGUUGCCAUCACCCGUAAUUCACGUGGUUUGAUUGUCGUUAGCAGCAAACGAUUUAUCGAAGGGAAAGGAUCGUCCACCUUGAUUGGCAAGUUAGACGAAUACAUCAAAGACUCAAAAGAAGACGGUGAGACCGCUCAUUGGGUUGACGAACGAGAUGCUUUGACUGGCAAGUUACCCACGCAUAUCUUCUGCAAAGAGUGAAGAAAGAAAGUAGAUCCUGGUUAUCGUCCCCGUGUAUAUCAAUGUAGUCAUAGAAACUUAGAGAGAUAGAAUCAUACAAUAACGAAUAAUAUAAUAAUCAAGUCGAGUCUUUGUGUGUGCGAAUAGA